AUGAAAGUUCGUGCAUCUGUAAAGAAAAUGUGUCCUAAGUGUCGUGUUAUUCGCCGUCAUGGGAAAGUAAUGGUAAUCUGUAGUAACCCUAAGCACAAACAGCGUCAAGGAUAA
This is a messenger RNA of Ostreococcus tauri, 114 nucleotides long. The record is from the annotation of a RefSeq genome assembly. Lineage: Eukaryota; Viridiplantae; Chlorophyta; Mamiellophyceae; Mamiellales; Bathycoccaceae.